CCGUGCCGUGCUACCUUGCACCGUGCAAUUCUGCACCGUGCAAUCCUGCCCCGUGCCGUGCAAUCUUGUGCCGUGCUACCUUGCACCGUGCCGUGCUGCACCGUGCAAUUCUGCACCAUGCUGUGCAAUUCUGCCCCGUGCAAUCCUGCCCCGUGCUGUGCUACCUUGCCCCGUGCCCUGCAAUCCUGCACCAUGCCGCGCUACCUUGCACCGUGCCGUGCUGCACCAUGCAAUCCUGCACCGUGCCGUGCAAUCUUGUGCCGUGCUACCUUGCCCCGUGCCGCGCAAUCCUGCCCUGUGCCACGCUGCCCCGUGCCGUGCGUGACCCCGUGUCCCCCCGGCAGCUGGCCCCAGCUCGCCUCGGCAGCGCCCGGGCUCGGCGCGAGGGAGCCCGCCCGGAGCAUGAUGUCCUACAUCAAGCAGCCCCACUACGCCGUCAACGGGCUCACCCUGGCUGGGCCGGGCAUGGACCUGCUGCACACUGCCGUGGGCUACCCUGCCACGCCACGGAAGCAGCGCCGCGAGCGCACCACCUUCACGCGGGCGCAGCUGGACAUCCUGGAGGCGCUCUUCGCCAAGACGCGCUACCCCGACAUCUUCAUGCGCGAGGAGGUGGCCCUCAAGAUCAACCUGCCCGAGUCCCGCGUGCAGGUGUGGUUCAAGAACCGCCGCGCCAAGUGCCGGCAGCAGCAGCAGCAGAGCAGCGGCCAGGCCAAGGCUCGGCCCGCCAAGAAGAAGAGCUCGCCGCCCCGCGAGGCGCCCGCCGACGCCGGGGGGGCCGGGCCCUACAGCCCCCCACCCGCCGGCCCCGCCGGCACCCCCGGCUCCGCCGCCGGCGCCACCGUCUCCAUCUGGAGCCCGGCCUCCAUCUCGCCCGUGCCGGACCCCUUGGCCACCACGGCCGCGCCGGGGCUGCCGCGCUCGGCGCCGUUCCCCGGCUCCUACGGCCAAGCCGGCGGCUACGGGCAAGGCUACGCCGGAUCCGCCGCCUAUUUCGGGGGCCUGGACUGCAGCUCCUACCUCUCGCCCAUGCACCCGCAGCUGGGGGCGCCCGGCGCGGCGCUGAGCCCCUUGGCCACCCCCGCCAUGGGCGCCCACCUCGCCCCCUCGCCCGCCGGCUUGGCCGGGCAAGGUUACGGCGCCGCCGGGCUGGGUUUCGGUGCCGUCGACUGCCUGGACUACAAGGACCAGGCGGGCUCCUGGAAGCUCAACUUCAACGCCGCCGACUGCCUGGACUACAAGGACCAGAGCUCCUGGAAGUUCCAGGUCUUGUGAGGGGGGGCCCGGCCCCGCCGCGGGCGCACGAGGGGGCCCGGAGGGUGCCGGGCACGGCUGCGGCGCGGGGAGUCCCCUGGGAACGGGGCAGCGCCGGGGCACGGAGAAUCCCCUGGGAAUGGAGCAGUCCUGCACGGGGCA
Messenger RNA from Cygnus olor (mute swan), 1416 nucleotides. RefSeq names its product homeobox protein otx5-like. NCBI's taxonomy places the organism in Eukaryota, Metazoa, Chordata, Aves, Anseriformes, Anatidae. The record is from RefSeq and is a predicted model, not a curated record. The transcript is spliced from 3 exons. Gene Ontology annotation, molecular function: DNA-binding transcription factor activity, RNA polymerase II-specific; RNA polymerase II cis-regulatory region sequence-specific DNA binding. Gene Ontology annotation, cellular component: nucleus. Gene Ontology annotation, biological process: multicellular organism development; regulation of transcription by RNA polymerase II. The coding region runs from base 118 to 1275 and encodes 385 amino acids.